AUGGCUGGGGGUGAGGAUCUGUUGCAUGUGAGGCUCACUCUCCUGCUGCUCUGGCUAGAGGUGAUCCUGCUCCUCCCUGGAAUGUCCCAGAAUGAGCACACCCAGCACCACACCCCCCCAGAAGUGGUGAUUCCCUUGAGGGUCACUGCUAAAGGGAACCACCUGAAGGCCUCAGGCUGGCUCUCCUACAGCCUGCACUUGGGGGACCAGAGACACAUUGUCCACAUGAAGGUCAAGAAGGCUUUUCUGGCCAGACACCUCCCAGUGUUCACCUACACAGACCAGGGUGCUCUCCUUGAGGACCAGCCUUUUAUAAAGACUGACUGCUUCUAUCAUGGUUAUGUGGAGGGGGUUCCCGAAUCUCUGGUUGUCCUCAGUAACUGCGUAGGGGGCUUUGUAGGAAUGCUGCAGAUAAAUGAUAUCAUUUAUGAAAUCAAACCCAAAAAGUUUUCUGACACAUUUGAACAUCUGGUUUAUAGGAUGGACAGUGAAGAAACACAGUUCCCACGCAUGUGGUGUGGCUUGACAGAAGAGGAAAUUGCAAGACAAUCACAGUUUCAAGGGAAUGACAAUGAUGUUCUGAUGCAAAGCGGAUUUCAGGGAUGGUGGACCCACAUGAUGACUAUUGAACUGGCAGUUGUUGUAGACAAUAAUCGAUACCAUACUCUGAGCAGUAAUGAGACAAACGUGUACCAGGAAGUGUUUAAUGUUGUCAAUUUAAUUGAUACCAUGUACAAGCCAAUGGAGGUUACUAUAGCUUUAUAUGGCAUUGAGAUCUGGACUGAGAACAACCUAAUUCCAUUAGACACCAUACAAAAAGGUCUGUCAGAAUUUUGCAAAUGGAAGCAUGCAAAUCUUGCUAAUCGUGUUCACCAUGAUGUUGUGCAUCUUAUUGCAGAUAAGCAUUUUGGCAUUUAUCUUGGUUUGGCCUAUGUUGGGGCUAUGUGUGUCGAUUCUUUUAAUUGUGCAGUUCUCAGUUUCAGAGGUAACAAACUGGGUGACUUUGGAGUCACUAUGGCACAUGAACUUGGUCAUAAUUUAGGUAUGUUUCAUGAUGAUAAGUACUGUGUAUGUGCACAAAAGAGAUGCAUAAUGUUCCCAUCAAAAGUGGCAUCAAAUAAAUUCAGCAACUGCAGUUAUGCUUACUUUUGGAACAACAUUAUGAAAAAGACUUGUUUACGCAACAGAGCAAAACUAGAAAAUAUACUUAAAGAGAAGCGGUGCGGAAACAAUGCAGUUGAAGAAGGAGAGGAGUGUGACUGUGGAUCCAUAACAUCUUGUCAACAAAAUCCCUGUUGUCUGUUGAACUGCAGACUGAGGCCUGGGGCUGCUUGUGCUUUUGGUACAUGUUGCCAAAAUUGCAGAUUCGCCUCAGCAGGCACACUGUGCAGAGCAGAAGUCAAUGAAUGUGAUCUUCCAGAAUGGUGCAACGGAUCAUCUUAUCAAUGCCCAGAAGAUGUAUAUGUGCAAGAUGGGACACCAUGCCAGAACAGUGGCUACUGUUUUGAAAAGAGAUGUAAUAACCAUGAUGAACAGUGUAGGAAGAUUUUUGGCAAAGAGGCCAAGAGUGCAAAUUUGAGUUGUUACACAGAAAUGAACCUCCAGGGUGACCGUUUCGGUCACUGUGGCAUUCAGGCAAGCUCAUAUGUAAAAUGUAAUAUCCAGGAUGUCCUCUGUGGAAGAGUCCAGUGUGAGAACGUGACAGUAAUACCCCAUUUGCAGGAGCAUUCUACUGUGCAUAGGAUUCACCUCAAAGAUGUCAUCUGCUGGGGCACCGACUAUCAUUAUGGAAUGACCAUACCUGAUAUUGGUGAAGUGAAAGAUGGCACAAAAUGUGGUCCAGAUAAGAUCUGUAUCCACAGGAAGUGUGUUCCUAUGGCUCAACUGCAAAAUAUUUGUACAAAUAUAACCUGUAAUAUGAUGGGGGUAUGCAACAGUAAACAAAAUUGCCAUUGCAACUAUGGAUGGGCCCCACCUAACUGCCAGCUAAAAGGCCACGGAGGUAGUGUUGACAGCGGCCCAGCACCAGGGGAAGAAGUGAAAAAAGAGGUGAAAUACAGCAACAAAAUCUUCCUACUGCUUUUGUUGAUUCUUUUGUUCACUUUACUUUGGUUAAUAUAUCUUUGCAAGAGACAGAAAAAACAAAAAACAGCCCUCAUAAGAAGACACACAAAAAAAUACGAAUCCAGACAUAAAACCCCCUAAGUAAAUUUCUCUCCAUUUUGUUUGCUUGCCUGCCAGUUCAAAUGUUAGUGUUUUGGGGAGAGACCAUUGACAGAGAAUCCCAGGCAUCUAUUCUACUUCA
Choloepus didactylus (southern two-toed sloth) is the source of this 2305-nucleotide messenger RNA. Its product is annotated as disintegrin and metalloproteinase domain-containing protein 20-like. Bases 1 to 2205 code for a protein of 734 amino acids. Gene Ontology annotation, cellular component: plasma membrane; external side of plasma membrane; sperm head plasma membrane. The transcript has a single exon. Gene Ontology annotation, molecular function: metalloendopeptidase activity. Lineage: Eukaryota; Metazoa; Chordata; Mammalia; Pilosa; Megalonychidae. Gene Ontology annotation, biological process: proteolysis; male gonad development. The record is from RefSeq and is a predicted model, not a curated record.